AUGACCCAAUCCAAGCUUUCAGAAAAUUUAGACGGCCCCGCCCUUUUCCAGCCAGAGGCUGGAAAAGAUAAAAUGGAAGCCCAACUGAUUCGCUAUUCUGGCGAAAAGUACUUGAUGAAUUUUCAAACUCUAGAUGAAAUAGUUAGAGAAAAUGGUGAUGAGAGAUUGUCCGCAAUUCUUGAAAAUGAAAUAGCAAAUCAUUGUGAUAUUUCAUUUAUAGCCAUUGAGAAUAAAGGGUCAACAGAAAAGAUAAAUGAAACUUAUCGCUAUGUAUUGCAUCUUUAUAGUCGCCUUAUUAAUGGCCAAAAGGCACUGGUAACUCUUAUAGGCAUUCAGGUUUUCUUUAACAUUCGCGUACCAGACGGAGAAACUUCAGAUGAAUGCAAAGAAAAGAUGAGCGAAAUUCUCUCUGGCAUCAUGAAAUUAUUUAAAAUGGAGCAUAUUAAAGUAUUUCCUUUCCAUGGAUACUAUACCGAAAAAAAACCAUAUUUACAAAUUUAUACAAAUAGUACUGGAGAAAGAAAGAGAGCCAUCAAAGCUGUUCAAGAUAAUAAUUUCGAAACUGCUUUAGAUGAUUUAUACUCAUUCCACUAA
This is a messenger RNA of Dentiscutata erythropus, 594 nucleotides long. NCBI's taxonomy places the organism in Eukaryota, Fungi, Glomeromycota, Glomeromycetes, Diversisporales, Gigasporaceae. The record is from the annotation of a GenBank genome assembly.